AUGAAGAAUCGCAGAAGCGCUAAGAAAGAAGGAUACGAUGAAUUGGUUAGUGAUGAAUUUCCCCGUGCAUUAGAGAGGUUUAACAGAUUGGGUUACGCCAAUUGUAGUGAUAGAAGUGGCGAGGAUGAUGGCUAUACGAGCCAAGAAAGUGGCGGUGCAUCUCGCUGCUCAAAAUCAUUUGCAAUAGGAAGCUCGGCUAGCCAAGGUGAUCAAAAGGAGAAUGGAGGAGAGAAAGAUAGGAUAGCACCUAGGAGUGGUUUGCAAUUCAAAGUGGGUCCACCUUUUAUGAGCACAAAGAUUGAGACUGACUUAUUUAAUUCCAGUGAUACCUCAAUAAUUCCAAAGAUCAAGUCAAGAAUCGACAGAGGCUUUGAGCUUAAUCCACAAGGAGAAUGGAUUGGAUACAAGAGAAAUUAUUUCACUCUAGUUACAGCGUUCGGAUUUUCUAACUUAACUCGAGAACAAACGAUUCACGACAGGUUUCACAUCUUAGAUGGUUCAGGUAACAGAAUUAAUAUUAAUUUCUUUGCACUACGCAUCAUAUCCAGAUGUUGUGAAGAUAAUGCCACUGUGAGCUUGGUUCAGCAUACAGCGAAAAGAGAUAAAGGCCCUCAAAUUCUGCCCCCAAUCUAUCCGGCACUACCUGGAUCUUUGCCAAGCCAUGAUAUCAUCAAAAAGACGGCAAAUAUCAGAAAUAAUGAAAAAAUUGAAAAUUUGAAUAGAAUGUUUUUCCUUGAUGUGUCUGAGGAUGAUUUUCCUGGUUCGAUGUUAGAUACUUAUCCACCUGGUCCCAUCUCCAUUGCCGCUCGUUAUGAAAGGAUUCAAUUCUCAACAGCAAUUAAUUGCAGAAAAUAUUCUACAGUUAAUAGGCAUUUCGUUUUGGGAGUUCAGUUACUCGGAUUUAUCGAGGAUGAUCAAAGUGUGGUGCUUGCACAUUCUUCCACCCCUCCUUUAAUUGUGAGAGGCAGGUCACCAUCCAAUUACCAAGUAGAUUCAAAGAGAAAAGAAGCGAAAGCAAAAGUGGAUUAUGAGUAUUUGAGUAUGUUCAAAUCAAAAUCUGGGGAGUAUAGCGAGCCCAGAGUAGAUAAGAGUGAAAUGGAACCGCCUAUGGGCAUCUCACAUUCAUACAGAAGGGGAGACAGCGGUCUAAAACAAUACUACUACGAUUCCGAAGACGAAAAUAUUAGUGACAUAAAUUUUCCGAUAUCGUCAUCGAUUUUGCCUCCAAUAGAAGAUUACCUCAACACUCUCAAGGGAAAUUACUCACUUCAGGUACUACCAUCUAGAUCAAAGCUGAAAUAUACGAAUAACUUAUCGUUGGAUGAGAAUGAGGAUCUCAACUACUCUUUGGGAAAUCACGUUCCAAGAGAUUUGAAUUUUCUCGAGAAUGACGAAAUAACUAAGGAAUACUUAGAAGAACCUAAGCUAACUACAAUUGAUUCGAACCGCAAAAGAACUAAACACAAUGACAAACACGUAUCAAAAAAAGCAAGCAGCACAAAGAGAAAACCCUUUAAUGAGUACUAUAUUGACGAUGCAUUUAAACUGGAUUUCCCAAUUAAAGAAGAAUUUGAGGAUGAAUACGAAAAACAAAAAGAAGGAAAGGGAGAAGGAGAAGAGGAAGAAGAUGACGACGACGACGAAGACGAAGAAUGCCUACGAUUUCAACGAGAACUUGAAGAAUGCAAGUAUAAGUAUGUCAAUUGA
Dujonia railenensis is the source of this 1707-nucleotide messenger RNA. The record is from the annotation of a GenBank genome assembly. Lineage: Eukaryota; Fungi; Ascomycota; Pichiomycetes; Serinales; Debaryomycetaceae.